AUGGGGCAACGACCAGUCUGCUUCGGACGACAGCGGAAGGAAAGACAGGGACACGUCGCCGAGUCCGACAUAGCGCCGAAAACGAUUCCUUCGGUAGAGAACGGCGAGAGUUCGGGGCACGAGGAGAUGGAGGGGAAGAGGAGAGGCCUUUUCACCUUCUCCAAGAAGAAGGACGAUCCAGAUAAAGAUAAGGUCGACGACUUCGUGGACGAAACGAACGAGGACGACAAGAAGAAGAAAGGGGGGACGAAGAAUAACAAGAACAACGCGAAGAAGGACAAUGAGAAGAAGGGUUUCAGACUCUUCGGCUGGAGGAAGGACGACAAGAAGAACGAGAAGGACGAAGCCCUCGACGAAGGACAUCAACGACCUAGAGAAGACCUUCGACUCCUGGGGAUCGUCGGAAAGAACUCGUGGGGCGACGCUCCUGCAAAGCCCCAGAAGGAGGCGGUGGACGACCUGGAGCUCCUGGAGCCCAUGAGGAAGAGAAAAAACGUCCGAGUGCGAGGUCCGAAGGGCAUGAACGGCGUCGUGGCAGGCGGGACGAGAGGGCAGGACAAAGGAGGGAGCGGGAGCAGCGACGUGGGGUCGACCACGUCAAGAAGGACCUUCAAGUACUCGUGGGAGACGGAGACGGGGCCCAUGGCGCCGAAGCAGCAGGAGGACGAGUGGGAGUACAAAGCGGUUGUGAUCGAGGGCUUCGAUAUAGAGAAGUUUAGGAAAGCGAACGUAAAGGAGCAGGUAUUCGACAGCGCUAGCCUUCCCAAUGCAAUAGGGGACGACUUCACGACACAGGAAAUGAAGUCCCCCCCGUUGCGGUAUGACCAGAACGAGCAACAAAUCCUAGCGAGCAUUGAGCGAGACUUCAUCCACUGAUAGAGAGAACGAGUACAAAGACAUUUUAUUUAGUGAUUUUGGUGGUGUGUGGAUAGUGGUUAGUUGACAAAGAAAAGAGAGAAUAUGAAAAGGAAAAGAAAAAGAAAAAGAAAACUUCUUAAAUACUCAUUUCAAAAACUCGAAGGAAAAGACUAGAAAAAGGUGAUUGAACUUGUGUUAUAAAGGGAUACAGUGAAAGUGGAGUUGCUUGAUAUUCACGAAACGAAGAUAAAGCACAUUACUUUAUUUCGACAAUACUUUUAACAAAGUCCGUGAAAUAGAAAAGGAAAAAAUAAAAAAUGGAGAAAGUGUCAAUAGUGGAAGGAAGCGUUCUCUCUGUGAAUGACAAAUGCAGACUUAACCCAUGCGUGCUUUCUCGGGCUGUAUGGCUGCAUUAAAAAGACACAUAAAAAAUAAUAAUAUAAUAACAGAAGGCAAGAUGACAUUUUUGAGGGAGUGAAAUU
Penaeus vannamei (Pacific white shrimp) is the source of this 1340-nucleotide messenger RNA. The record is from RefSeq and is a predicted model, not a curated record. Lineage: Eukaryota; Metazoa; Arthropoda; Malacostraca; Decapoda; Penaeidae.